This is a messenger RNA of Theileria equi strain WA, 2100 nucleotides long. RefSeq names its product protein of unknown function DUF1671 domain-containing protein. The coding region runs from base 1 to 2100 and encodes 699 amino acids. The record is from RefSeq and is a predicted model, not a curated record. The transcript is spliced from 6 exons. Lineage: Eukaryota; Apicomplexa; Aconoidasida; Piroplasmida; Theileriidae.
AUGAGUAUACUGCUUAGUCUAGACAUAUUCAAAAAUGUUUUACUAUCAUCUUCCGAAUCAGAAAAUUCUAAAAAAACUAUCCUUCUCUACAAAUUCAGAGAUGAAUCUACCGAUUCACCAUGGAUUUGCUCAUAUAGAGUAAAUUCUUCGACAAUUUCGGCAGGUGUUGAUUUGGACAUUUCCGUUCCUUGUUAUCUCUCUUUUGUCGGUUUCCUUGUUCUGAAUCACAAAUCAGAUCCGAAUGUAAACAGUAUAGGUUUAAAGGAAAAAAUUUCUGAGACAUUUUACGUCUUAACUUUACAAAAAACUUGUGAUAUGGACUCUCUGAAUGAAGCACUUUCAGUUUGGAAGGUUCAAAACAAUUCCAUUUCAUAUACUUCGGAACAUAUAGCCAACAGUAACAUAAUAUGGAUUGAAGAUGAUUUAUUAGAAGUUAAAAGGCGAAAUUUAUGUUUGGUCAAUGUUACUUACUCCCUUUGUACAAACCUAGUAAACAGAAUUUCAUUCGAUUCUAAUAUUACAGGAUUGAAAAAAAUUGUAGAUUUGCCUAAAGAGAUUAGCGAUUCUAUUUUAACAACAUUGAUUACAAGGAUUUCUUCAUAUAUCCAUCCCCAAGAUAAUGAAAAUGCGCUAAAAAUAAUUGUUUCCGAAUGUAAAUCCGCAGUUAACUCUGGCGGUUAUGAUUUUUGUUUUGAUAAAAAUCUUAAGCACGUUGCAAUUCUCGAUAGUGUCAAUGAAAAAUCUGAUUUUUAUUUAAAAAUUUUGCUUCAAUCAAUAGUUCCAGUAGAUUUGUUGCUUGCAUAUGAUAUGAACUCUAUUGAAUGUUUGAGGUCCAUUAUAACUUCACUACAGAUCCACUUUUCAAAACUUUGUACUAUUUUCGAAAAAAACCCACAAAAUAUCUAUUGUUACAUUUCUAAAUCUAAACAAGAUAUUGUUAAUAGCAAUCUAAUUGAAGACAAAGAAAUCAAACCACCUGCGACACUUCAGAAAAAACACUCUGGUCCAAAGGGGAAAAUUAAAAAACAAUCAAACUCAAAACAAAAGCAAGCUACCUCUUCCAGCAAGAAUGACCAAACUACAACUGCUAAAAAGGACGAAGAUAAGUUGGAAAGUUUUGAUUUUAUUAAAAAAUGCAAUUUUUCGGAUACAGACGUAAAUAUCAAAUUUGAUACGUGUGGAAAAAUUGAUCUGAUGCCAUGUUUAGAAGAGGCUGAUAUAGAUGAACCAUUUGAUUUGAAUGUGAGUUUUGUAUUUAAAUCUAUAGUGAUCGGGGGUAGUGCUAAAGGGUAUGUUAAACUUCCAUUUGGAGGUUAUAUUCUCCCACUGUUCAAUUUAAUGUCAAAUAAUGACCUCUUUGUAAAUAAUCUUUUCGAUACAUCUAAUCAAUCGCUUAAGCUUAAAUUAUUCUUAAAUCCUUCUAACUUUGUUGAUAAAAGGAUUUUGAUAUCGCCUCAUAAACAUUACCACCAAUUCCCUCCAUGGAUGAGCUCAAAAACAUCAAGACUCUAUAUCACAGAUGGAGAUUAUCAGUAUUAUCACUAUACUCAGUGUAAUGUAAAUGAUGUUGGUUGGGGAUGUUGUUAUCGAUCUAUACAAUUGGUGUGCAGCUGGUACCUACUACAGGGUUAUACUAUAAAGAAAGUUCCAAAUCACCAAUUGAUUCAGAAGGUCUUACAGGAAAACGAUAUAUCUCAUAAGGACAUUGUAAUUGGCAGUUCGAAAUGGAUCGGAACGGUUGAAUCUGGUUAUUUUAUAAACUGGUAUCUUAAUUACAAUUGCAAAACACUGCAUGUUCCGCGGGCAUCUGAUCUGAGAAACUUUAAUGGCCUAAUGUCGGAUCAUUUCACGAAAGAGGGAACUCCAAUAAUCGUAGGUGCUGGCUCAUAUGCCUACGUAAUUUUGGGCCUAUGUAUGGGACCGGAACCAGCUGAUUUUGCCUAUCUAAUUUCGGAUCCGCAUUACACCGGUGAUGAUAAUAUCAAAUCCAUACAAACUAAAGGAGGAAUAGGGUGGAAAAAGGUUGAUUUUCUAUCAAAAGCAGCAGAUGGAAAUUUUAUUAACUUAUGUUGUCCACAGUUGGACAAUUAUGAAGUAUAA